Sesamum indicum (sesame) is the source of this 1988-nucleotide messenger RNA. RefSeq lists its product as uncharacterized. Lineage: Eukaryota; Viridiplantae; Streptophyta; Magnoliopsida; Lamiales; Pedaliaceae. The record is from RefSeq and is a predicted model, not a curated record.
GGGCUUGAUGUGAAUCUCCUUGUCCUGGUUAUGGUUUGGGUCUGGACUUUCUUAAGAUUCCAGAACAAAAGCUAGAAUAGAUCUUUGGAUACUCUGCUCUGCUCCCCCAGGUCCCAGUCCCAGAUCUAUCUAUCUAUAUCUAUCAUCCAUCCAUCCAUCCAUCCGUAGAUCUUACCAAUCAAAAACAAAACACACACACACACAUACUAACUCAAUUCUCCAUCAUCAAAUUCAAAUGUAUAAACAAACAACCAUUCCAUCAAUUCCCCAAUAACUAAUCUCCAUACAUAUAUAGAUCUUCUUCAAUAUUAACUAUUAGCCCAUGGGCGCUUCACAAUCUGCUCAAGUUCCCUCCGAAGACGAACACCAAGAACCCGAAGAAGAAGACGACGACGAUGAUGAUGAUGACAUUGAUGAAGAUGAAGAAGAAGACGACGACGACGACCCUCAACACAAUAUCCCUAACAAUACAAGAGAUCACGCCGUUGUCAAGAAAAUUCUUGAACAGGAGCCCGAAAUGCUCCCUUGCCACGCCUCCGCCUCCCCCCUUUCCCCCCAGCUCUCUACUUAUGGCACCCCACGCAUGGGCCCUUCCAUCAAGGUCUGGGACCCCUACAAUGUCCUCGCCCCCCCUCCCCCUCUUCCCCCACCCCCCACCCACUUCCACCGUUCCUUCUCCGUUGGCCCCGCCGACGAAGAUCGCGCCCUCACCGAGGUUUACUUGAAUAGCCACGGCGAGUGCCACAUGAAUUUGAGGCCCGAUUUGAUCGCCGGUCGCUGCCCUGAUGCUGCGCUCACUCCCAAUGGCAAACGCCAGGCUCGAGCACUGGCCGUCUUUUUGAAAUCUCAAGGCGUGAGGUUUAAUGCAAUUUACACCUCGCCUUUGGAUCGUGCCCGAGCCACUGCUUUAUCGGUUUGCCAGGAAUUGAAUUUCUCAGAGGAACAUAUACAGUCAUCAGAUGCACUUCUGGAGAUGAGCAAUGGGCACUGGGAAGGAUGCCAUAGGUCAGAAAUUUUCACACCUGAAACCGUGAGUUUAAUGGAGAAAUCCCAGCCUGAUUUUUCUGCACCAUCUGGAGAAUCACUCAGGCAGGUAGAAUUCCGGAUGGUUCAGUUCCUAAAUGGUACGAUCGUGGCAUUUCCUGACAAAUUUAGGUCUGAUUUCUCCCCACCAGAUCCUAGUGACAACCCAGGUUUUGCAAACCGCAGCUCUCAUGCUCUUGCAAAUUUGAUUCCUGAUCGGGAGGGGCCUUCUCUAGCACCGCCUCACUGGGAUUUGCUGCACAGGCACCGGCAAGGGCUCCCAAGGAAGAAAUCUGGUAAGAGCAGACUCCAAAUUGUGACAACAACUGGAGAUCAUGAGGCUGAUGAUGAGAUGUCCCCUCGCGAACCCAAUAACCCAGGCUUAGUUCGUGACAUAAAUGUCAGGAGCAACCCUCCUGCCCUUGUGUCUUCUUGUGUUGGGGUCUUCAGUCACUCUACCCCAAUUAAAUGUCUUUUAACUGGACUCCUUGGCUGCAGUCCGGUAAUGUCACACAAGAUUUGCAUAGAAGAUUCUUCUAUGACCGUGCUACAACAUUCAUGGAAAGUUGGUUGGCAAAUAAAGAGAUUGAACGACACUUCACAUCUUAGGCUUCUUUAAAUGAAAUAAAAAAGAUGAUGAAUGGGAGUCCCGAGGACAAGCAAAUGCUAACAAGCUGAAUACCACAUAUUUUACUCGGUCGUCUCUAUAUUCUACAAUCUCUAGUUACAUUUUGAGGCUAUGUUUUUGCUUCUUGUACCCUCAGUAUAUUGAUUUCCAUGGUUGAUGAUCUGCGUUUCCAAUGAGGGAUAAGCUGAUACUGGAGUUGGGUCAACAGUCAUGAGUGAUUCUUUCUGUUUGUAGCAUCAAAGUUGCUGUUGUUAUCAUAGAUGGAGUCAAACGUCUCCAAUUUGGGAGGAUAUUAAGUUGUUUAUUUAUGAAAUCCAUUUAAGUCUUUUUAUAUUUA